Molecule: messenger RNA, 2868 nt
Organism: Chironomus riparius
Lineage: Eukaryota; Metazoa; Arthropoda; Insecta; Diptera; Chironomidae
Source: the annotation of a GenBank genome assembly
AUGAGUGAGAUAAUAGAUCAAAAUAUUCAGACUCAAGACAUACUAAUUGCGAACUUCAGAGGUUUACAAAAGGAUUUUGAUAUAAAUGAUGUUGCUAGAUGCGUUGGUGAUACACAUCCUGUCGUUGUGAUAGAUCGAAUGGUGAAGAUGACAUCAAAAACUUUAAGGAAGGCUGCAUUCACGAUUUUACAGCUUAAUAAAAUUGAUGUGAAGUCAAUAGCAAAGUUGAUUCAAAACCAACGACAUUCCUCAGUUUGGCAUCACAUGUCGAGAAUUAUUUGUAUUGUCCCAACUGGAUUAUCCUUAAAUGAGCGUUUAAUUAUUCUUCAAAAUUUCUUUGCAAAUGGAUUUUGGAAUUUUGUAGUCGUGUACGAGACAGUUAAAGGAAUCGAGUAUGAAAGUCUUAAAUCUUCUGGAAGUCGUUAUAAAAGAUUAACGAUUGUAAAUCCAAAGUAUGGUCAUCUGAUAUUUCCGGAUAAGCUUAAAAAUUUAGAAAGAUUCGAAUAUCAAGUAGCUUCUGUUAAGAAUAGCAAUAAUAGUUAUAUUAGUUCACUGAUGAUAAAUUUCUUACAUACCGUUACGCAUCAACAAAAUUCAACUUUCAAAAUGUUAAACUUACAAAAUUUAACAAUAUUGGAAGAUUAUUGGAGGACACGCAAACUGCAUUUGCUGAUAAAUUUAGUAACAGUGAAAUAUUCCCCAGAACCAACGCUAAUGAUAUACGAGGAAAAAAGCUAUUGUGCGUUAGUUCCGAUUUCAGAAAUAACUUCAUUCUUCCUCGUCAUAAUCACCAAACCAUUUGAUCGAUUCAUGUGGGUAUUGAUAGGACUUUCUAUGGUUUGCUCUGUUACUGUUUGGCGAUUGUUUCUAGGUCGUGGUGCUAUUGAUUCUCACUGGAAAGUUGCUGCUUUGUGGUUCAUGAUAUUUAUCGGUCAAGGUCUUGAUUUUUCAAGCAAAAAUCGAACUGUCCUAUUGCUUUUAAUUCAUUUAAUAUCUAUAUCAAUUUUCAUACUUAGCAAUGCCUAUGAAAGUAUUGUUACAUCAUUUAUGAUUGAUCCAAGUCAAAAGCAUCUAAAAUCUAUUAAAGAUCUGUUGGAAUCAAACUUUGAGAUUGCUGUUGGACAAGCAUUUAAAUACAAUUUUAGAAAUUCUAGUGAGUUUUCUUCGAUUACAAAAAGCUUUUUACUUCAGCGUCAAAUCAGUGAUAAUAAAAUGGUUAAAAGCAUUUGUAAAAUUGUAAAAUAUGCAUUACAUCAAAAUAUACAGACUCAGGACAUUCUCAUUGGUAACUUUGGAGGUUUAUUCAAGAAUUUAGACUUGAAUGAUGUUUCUAGAUGCAUUAGUGAUAGACAUCCUGUCGUUGUGACUGAUUUGACAAUGAAAAUGACAACAAAGAGUUUAAGGAAAGCUUCACUUAUGAUUGUAACGAUUAAUAAAAUUGAUACGAACUCAAUAGUAAGUUUAAUUAGAAAUCAACGAGGUUCGACGAUUUGGCAUCAUAUGGCAAAGAUUAUUUGUGUCAUACCGAAUGAACUAUCAUUAAAACAACGCCAAAUCAUACUUCAAAACUUCUUUGUAAGUGGAUUUUUGAAUCUCAUAAUUGUUCACGAGACAAGCAAAGGAAUCGAAACUGAGAGUUUAAAACAUUUUCAAGAUCGAUAUAAGAGAUUAAUAACAUCAAGUUCAAAGAGUUUUUCUCUGGUGUUUCCAGAUAAGCUAAAGAAUUUAGAAGGAUUUGAGUAUCAAGUAGCUACUGUAAAGAAUAUUAAUGAUAGCUAUAUAAGUCCGCUUAUGUUACAUUUCUUACGGAUUAUUAAGGAUCAUCAAAAUUCCAAUUACAAGAUUUUAAACCUGAAGAAUCUCACAGAGUUAGAGAAUUAUUGGAGAUCACGUAAAAUGCAUUUGCUGAUUAAUGUCGUAGUAAUUAAGCCUUCUACAGAGCCAACCAAUGCUUACGAAAGUUUCAUUACAUCAUUCAUGAUUGAUCCUGGUGAAAGCCUUUUAAAGUCUUUUAAAGAUCUAUUGGAAUCGAAAAUAGAGAUUGUUAGUGGUCCAGCAUUUAAAUACUUUUUCAGGGAUUCUAGUGAGUUUUCUGCCUUGGUAAACUCACCUGAUACACCAAAAGGAAUCAACUUUGAAUCGAACUUGAUUGAACAGCGUUACGCUUUUACUAAACUUUGUGACUUAGCUGAGCAUGUCCUUAAUUCGAAACGAUCCAACAAUAGAUACUUUUCAGAAUAUUAUUACAUUCUACAAGAAAGAAUUCCAAAUCAGUUUUUAAGAUUGGAAGCGAGCUUUUAUAAUCCAUUUCUUGAACGAUUUCAACACUACAUGGACUUGUCAUUUGAAGCUGGCUUGCCAAAAAUGUGGAAAGUAUUUGAUUCGUAUGACGUUUCAAAGCUAAAGAACUUUCAUGAAUCUAAAGACUAUUUAGAAUUAAAAGAUCUUGGACCUGUGUUUUUAAUUCUAUUUAUUGGAUGCAUAUUGUCGGCUUUUGUGAUGAUUAUUGAAAUUUUGUACCAAAGAUUCUGGAAUUGGACUAGUAAUUGCUAUAAAAGUGUCAUCACAUCAUUCAUGAUUGAUCCAGAUAAAAAUUAUUUAAAAUCACUUGAUGAUCUUAUAGCAUCAAAUUUAACAAUUUUUGCUGAUCCAAUAUUACGAUUCUAUUUCAAUGACUCAAGUAAAUUUGUUGCUAGAAUAAAAUUGUCAAAAAGAUUGAAAAAUGAAAAAAGUGAUGCUCUAAUUAGACAAUGUUAUGUCGUUGAGAAGUACUUAAGUGCAAAAAAUGCAGCUGGAACUUAUUACAUCUUACCAGAAAAAGUUCCAACUUAUUUUUUUAAAUUGGAUGCGAGCGCUUAUAUGGAUUAG